Messenger RNA from Prunus avium (sweet cherry), 2667 nucleotides. The record is from RefSeq and is a predicted model, not a curated record. NCBI's taxonomy places the organism in Eukaryota, Viridiplantae, Streptophyta, Magnoliopsida, Rosales, Rosaceae.
AUGAGUCGUGAUGCAUUAAUAAGAUGGACUCGUGAACAAGGGAAAAAGAAUGGCUUUGUGAUUAUCAUUAAAAGGUCUGAUAUUGGAGGAUCUGGUAAAUUCAAGACCGGUCGAAUUCUAUUUUGUUGUGAGAGGGGUGGCCAAUUUAGGAAAAAAAAAGUUGUGGAAUCAGAUAGCAAGACAAUACAUAAGCUUGAUCAAAGUUCAAACCCUCCAAAGAAAAAAAGUGUGAAGUCUACUGGCACGAAGAAGUGUGGUUGCCCCUUUUCAUUGAAGGGUGUGAACUGUGGUCCUGGAGAUGCAUGGCAACUUGAGGUUGUCUGUGGAGUUCAUAACCAUCCUGCAGCACUAAAUAUGGAAGGGCAUUCAUAUGUAGGGAGAUUAAUUGUGGAAGAGAAUUUACUAGUGGUUGACAUGUCUAAGAGUUUGGCUAGGCCAAAGGAUAUAUUAUAUACUCUUAAACAUAGAGAUAGGUUGAAUGUGACCACAAUGAAGACAAUCUACAAUGCCAGACAAAAAAAUAGGGUGAUUGAGAAAGCAGGUAUGUCAGAGAUGCAGGUAUUGCUACGAAAGUUGUUUGCCCAUGAGUAUGUAGAGUGGCAUAGAAGCUAUGGUACCGCUAAUAUUGUAAGUGAUUUGUUUUAUGCUCACCCUAUAAGUAUUAAGCUACUGCACGCAUUUCCUCAUAUUUUGAUUAUGGAUUGCACAUAUAAGACAAACAGGUUUCGCUAUCCACUUUUGGAGAUUGUGGGGGUGACGUCUACACAUCUCACAUUCUCAAUUGCAUUUGUUUAUCUUAGUGCUGAGAAAGAAGACAACUACAAAUGGGCAUUGGCUAGAUUAAGGAGUGUUAUGGAUGAUAAUUCGAUUCCAAGUGUUAUUGUCACAGAUAGAGAGUUAGCUCUCAUGAAUGCACUCCAUGAAGUCUUUCCAGGUGUUCGACAUUUAUUAUGUACAUGGCAUAUUAAUAAGGGAGUCUUAGGAAAGUGCAAAAAUGUAUUUGAAGACAAAGCUAGUUCAGACAAAUUUUUAAUUUCAUGGAAUAUGCUUGUUUCAUCAAAUACAGAAGCCGAGUAUGAAAGACAUCUACUGGCCUUGCAGACCAACUUCAAAGAUCACAAUUCUAUCAUCAACUAUGUGAAGGAGACAUGGUUGAUUCCCUAUAAAGAAAGAUUUGUUGCUGCUUGGACGAACACAUGUAUGCAUUUUGGGAAUACAACAUCAAAUAGGGCGGAGACUGCACAUGCAAAGCUGAAGAAACAACUUGGUAAUAGCAUGUGUACAUUUGGCACAUCAUGGGACAAAAUUCAUCCUUUAAUAGAAUUGCAACACACUGAGAUAAAAGCAUCAUUUGAGAAGAGUCUGUCAUUUGUGCAACAUGACUGCAUGAAAGAAGACUUCAAGGAGUUGAUUGGUUUUGUAUCUAUUUCUGCCUUGGAUAAUAUUAUGGUUGAGCUAAAGCGGUUAGAUUAUAUUGGGGUUGAUCCGAUAUCAUGUGGUUGCAUAAUAAAACACACACACGGAUUACCAUGUGCACAUGAGAUGCAAGAGUUCAAACGGACUCAUAGACCCAUUCCACUUGAUUGUAUUCAUCCUCGUUGGAGGAAGUUAGAUUUUUUGGAGCCCCGACCUAUUGCUACACCGAACAAUCCUCCAGAAAAUGCACAGUUAGAAUUAUUUGUGAAGUGGUUUCAAAGUUGUAGUUCUGAGACAAAGAGACAUGUUAGUAUGAAGUUACAAGAGAUUAUGAAUCCCGCAUCUACCACGCUUACACAACCCCAGCUGAAGAUUAAAACAAAAGGUCGUCCAAAAAUUGACACAUCUACUCGACGUUUGCCUUCUGCUUUUGAGGUUGUCUUAUUUGGUCAAGAUAGUGCACACUCGACUGACAAAGUUAUUACAAGACCGCCACGUAAGAAGCCAAAGACCAUACCCCAAAAGCAAUCAGUAUUCAAUAGUGAGACACAACCAUUGCCAUAUGUGAAUCCAAAGAAGCGGCCUUCGAAGCUACCUAUCUAUAGGCCUAAACCCAUUGUAGAUGACUCUUGCUUAACACCAGAGUUUAACAAGUGGUUUCCUAAACAUAUGUUGAUACAUAUUAGAGGGGCACAAGAUGUUCAGAGUGAUGGUAAUUGUGGUUUUAGAGCCAUUGGAUCAUUGAUGGGAUUUGGUGACAAUGCUUGGCGCAAAGUACGCAAAGACUUGUUGAAGGAGUUGAGGAAAGAAUCUGUCAUAUACGAGUUAAUAUUAAAUGGUAAGGAACGGGUACAACAUAUUGAGUAUAUGUUGGACUAUUUUGAGGACUUCCCACUUCAAGAUAAGUGGAUGACUAUACCAGAUAUGGGACACCUCAUUGCAUCUUGUUAUAAUGUAAUCCUCAUGACUUGGUCAGUGCAUCAGUCACUUACAUUUUUUCCAUAUGAGACUGCUCCAUUGGAUUCUAUCUAUCGCCGUGAGAUUUCGAUUGGAUUUGUUAACCAUAACCACUGGAUUAAGGUUUAUUUGGAAGGUCAACACCCUAUGCCACCAGUUGAUGAGCGUUGGUUGAGAUGUGCAACCAUAACUGCAUCAGAUUGGCUUACGCCAUAUCAGGAUCGUAUACGUCAAUUUAGAUAUGAAGCUGGUGUAGCAGACCCUUAUGAUAAUGACCCUAUAUUUAUUGAGUAG